CUUUUUUCUUGAAGAAGAAGAAGAGAAAAUCAAACUUUCAUUUUUCUGAUCGCUGUGUUUCCUCCAAUCUUCCAUCUUCAGAUUUCGAAUUCCCCAGGAAAUGGAUUUCGAGCUUAGAUCAGCGAAAGAGAAGCUUGAAAGAGAGCAGAGAGAGAGGAAACAAAGAGCGAAACUAAAGCUCGAACGAGAGAAGAAAGCCAAGGAUGCUGCGAUUAAGCAACGCGAAGCCAUUGAAGCUUCUCAAAGAGCUAGAAGGCUUGACGCCAUUGAAGCCCAGAUUAAGGCUGAUCAACAUAUGCAAGAGAGUUUAGUUUCUGGAGAUGGGAUAGUGUUUGAACGAGUUUUCCAAGCUCUUUCUUUUCAAGGAAUUGGAGAUAAGAUUAAACUGCCACCAUCGUGUUUUACGGAGUUGUCUGAUCAAGGAGCUUUUGAUAAAGGUCCUUUGUAUUUUGAGCUCUCUGUAGUUGGCCAGGGAGAUAAUAAAAAGACAACACACUCUGGUGUUCUUGAGUUUACUGCUGAAGAUGGUACUGUUGGGCUUCCUCCACAUGUUUGGAGCAACUUGUUUUCAGCACAUGAUCCAAUGGAUGUUCCUUUGGUUGAAAUUCGUUAUAUCCGGUUGCCUAAAGGAAGUUACGCAAAGCUUCAACCGGAUAACCUUGGCUUCUCGGAUUUGCCCAACCAUAAAGCUAUCCUCGAAACUAUUCUUCGCCAACAUGCUACACUUUCUCUAGAUGAUGUUCUCUCGGUAAAUUAUGGGCAGGUCUCUUACAAGCUACAGGUUCUCGAGUUAAGACCUGCCUCGAGCAUUUCGGUUCUGGAGACUGACAUUGAGGUUGAUAUAGUUAGUCCAGAUAUAGUUUCAGAUCAGCCAAAUCAGCAUGUGCUAAAGCCGCUUCAAAUUGGGAAAUCUGAAUCCGGAACAGUUGAGGAAGGGCAGUAUGAUUACUAUAAAUUUGCAGUUGACGAGGCUACUGUAGAAAAUGUAUUGGCAGGAAACAUCAAAGUUAUUGUAAAGAUAGAUGUGGAGAAAGACGGAGCGGAUACUGAUCUCUAUGUAUCAAAGCACCCGGUUCUAUUCCCAUCUCUUCAUCAGCACGAGUGGUCUUCACACGAUGUGGGUUCAAAGACCUUGAUCUUGGGAUCAAAGGAGAGGGCUUUGAGCUCAGGGACCUACAGUAUAGGUGUAUACGGCUUCAAAGGAACAGUCAAGUACCAGGUCUCAGUACUGGUCCAAGAAAGCAGCGAUGGAGCUAAGGUUGGGGAACGGGCUAUAUCAUCUUCGUCAGAUGUUGAUACAGUAGAGUGCAGGAACUGUAAGCAUAUGAUUCCAAGUAGGAGUAUCGCGUUGCACGAGGUGUACUGUAGCAGACACAACGUUGUUUGUAAUCAUCAAGGAUGUGGAAUCGUUCUCAGAGUUGAGGAGGCCAAAAACCAUUUGCACUGUGAAAAAUGCGGGAAAGCAUUGCAGCCCACAGAGAUGGAGAAACAUUUAAAAGUCUUCCAUGAACCACUCACUUGUGGCUGCGGAAUAGUACUCGAGAAAGAACAGAUGGUUCAACAUCAAGGGAGAGAUUGUCCUCUUCGCCUAAUCGCGUGUAGGUUCUGUGGAGAUAUGGUUGAAGCGGGUAACUCUGCAGCGGAUACUAGAGACAGGAUGAGAGGAAUGUCUGAACACGAGAGUACUUGUGGUUCAAGAACUGCACCAUGCGACUCGUGUGGUCGAUCUGUGAUGCUUAAAGAUAUGGACAUUCACCAGAUUGCUGUUCAUGGUAAGAGUAGCUAAUUUCCACCAUUGUUAUUGAAAACUGAUUGGAAAGUGUCAAAUGUUUGAACAGAGAAGAAGCAUUAAACCCAUUUGUAUUAUUUAUGACACAACUUGAUUCUUAAAGUCACAAUCCGAAAUAUUUUCUUUCA
Molecule: messenger RNA, 1917 nt
Organism: Arabidopsis lyrata subsp. lyrata
Lineage: Eukaryota; Viridiplantae; Streptophyta; Magnoliopsida; Brassicales; Brassicaceae
Exons: 3
Coding region: 101-1786 (561 amino acids)
Cellular component (GO): VCP-NPL4-UFD1 AAA ATPase complex
Molecular function (GO): polyubiquitin modification-dependent protein binding
Source: RefSeq, a predicted model, not a curated record